Molecule: messenger RNA, 1356 nt
Organism: Papilio polytes (common Mormon)
Lineage: Eukaryota; Metazoa; Arthropoda; Insecta; Lepidoptera; Papilionidae
Product: cytochrome P450 6k1-like
Exons: 9
Coding region: 1-1356 (451 amino acids)
Molecular function (GO): heme binding; oxidoreductase activity, acting on paired donors, with incorporation or reduction of molecular oxygen; iron ion binding
Source: RefSeq, a predicted model, not a curated record
AUGGCUACAAUAUUGUUGAAGCGCGCACAUAGUCUUUACAAGUCGCAGUACGUGGGUAUUUGGCUGUUCAGCAAACCCGCGUUGAUCAUUAACUGCCCGCAGACCGCGCACAGAAUUCUGGUCAAAGAUGCUGUUAAUUUCAAGCAGAGGUUCGUGAGGUCGCCCGCCAACGAUUCUGUUGGAAGCAAAAACAUAUUUACUUUACAGGAACCAUACUGGUCAAUGUUGCGAAGAAAAUUAAGUGCUCUUUUUACUUCGACUAAAAUAAAGAAUUUGUACGGACUGAUAAAAUGCAAAACAAAGGAUCUUAUAAUAAGAAUUAAUAACGAUAUGUUUGCGAAAAAUGAAGUUAAUCUAAAGCAAUUAUUCAGUGACUACACAACUGAUAUAAUUGGUGAAGUAACUCUGGGCGCUAAGGGUGAGGCCACACUCACAGGAGACAGCGUUUUACGAAAGUUUACUUUAAUUCUCUUGAAAUUUGACUUACUCAGAAAACUUACUUGGAUAGUUUUAUUCUUUGAUGCUAACAUUAUAGAUAAUUAUUUAUGGUUUUUAAAGGCUAAAGCAUUCCCAAAUUCAACAAUAGCUCUCUUUAGAAAGAUAUAUCGAUCAGUUUUAAAUAGUAAAGGAGGAUAUGAGGCUAAAAUAACGGACCCUCACAGUCUACUGGAUACGUUGAGGAAGUUAAAACAAGACCAAGUACUAAAGAACAUGGAGAUCUCGGAAGACAUGAUAAUCGCUCAGCUGAUAAUAUUCCUGCAAGCCGGCUUCGACACCACCGCCAACGCUCUCACAUUCUGCAUGUACGAGCUCGCCUUUGAUCAGAGGGUUCAGGACAAACUGUUUAAAGAGGUAUCAUUAGCGAGACCAUCGACGGGAGACGACUAUCUUUAUACAAAUGACUUUGAACUAAAUUAUUUGGACAGCGUGAUAAAUGAAACUUUACGGAAGUAUUCUCAGCUGGGCUGGAUAGAUCGAAUGGCGGCACGAAGCUACCGAAUUGAUGAUAAUCUUACAAUUCCUGCAGGAACCCCAGUGCUCGUUAAUUCUAUAGGGAUGCGAUACGACCCUCAAGUCUAUCCUGAACCAGAUAAGUUCAUCCCGGAACGAUUCCUGACGGAUGACGGUCAAGUUAAAAAGUCGAUUGGGUUCCUACCUUUCGGAGCAGGACCACGGAACUGUAUUGGUCAGCGCUUCGCGUUGUUGAAUUUACGUCAUGCCAUCGCGUCUGUCAUCCUGAAGUACAGACUGCAACCCCUGCCCGACGCAGACCCGCCCUCCGAGAGACUCAUCGCCCGGCAAGGGCUGUUCUUCACACCUGAAAAACAAUUAUACGUUCAGUUCUUACCUAGGUGA